Molecule: messenger RNA, 1650 nt
Organism: Sphenostylis stenocarpa
Lineage: Eukaryota; Viridiplantae; Streptophyta; Magnoliopsida; Fabales; Fabaceae
Source: the annotation of a GenBank genome assembly
AUGUUUAACGUGAAAAAUCAAGUUAGAAUGAAAUCGUGUACAAGUAUAUGGUUAUGGUUCACAGUUUUGUUGUUUUCAGUUCAAUCUUUGGGAUCUGAGAGGAGUGACGUGGCAUACGUGACUCUAUUGUACGGAGAUGAAUUCUUGUUGGGUGUUCGAGUUCUCGGCAAAUCGAUACGGGACAGUGGAUCCAACAAAGACAUGGUCGUUUUGGUCUCUGAUGGUGUCUCUGAUUAUGCUACUACUAUUCUCAAGGCUGAUGGGUGGAUAAUUGAAAAGAUUAGUUUACUGGCAAAUCCUAAUCAAGUACGUCCAACGAGAUUUUGGGGUGUCUAUACAAAGCUCAAAAUAUUUAACAUGACCGACUACGAGAAAGUUGUUUAUCUUGAUGCUGACACUAUUGUGGUUAAGAAUAUUGAAGAACUCUUCCAAUGUGGAAAAUUCUGUGCUAAUUUGAAGCAUUCUGAGAGGUUGAAUUCUGGAGUCAUGGUGGUGCAGCCAUCUGCAACCGUCUUCAAUGACAUGAUGAGUAAAGUAAACACUCUGCCAUCUUACACUGGAGGGGAUCAGGGAUUUCUCAAUUCAUAUUACUCUGGAUUUGCCAACGCACAUAUUUUUGAGCCAAAUUUGACCCCAGAAAUGUUGGAUAGUAGACCAGUUCCUGAAAUGGAGCGACUUUCCACUCUUUAUAAUGCAGAUGUCGGUCUUUACAUGCUGGCUAACAAGUGGAUGGUAGAUGAGAAUGAACUCCGUGUGAUUCAUUAUACACUUGGUCCUCUUAAACCUUGGGACUGGUGGACAUGUUGGCUUGUGAAACCUGUUGAUGUCUGGCAGAAUAUAAGGGAACACCUGGAGGAAUCCCUUCCUGGAACUAAAGGGGGCCAAAAUCCUAAUGAUUAUUUUCUUGUAAAAUUUCUUUUUCUACUACCAUUUUGUGCUGUGCUGUUCUGCUGCUAUCGCUCAUUUCUAAAGAAUCAGGGGUACUUUGGUUCCUGUUGCAGAAACUCACUAUGUGAUCAUAUCAGACAACUCUAUUAUAGGAUUAAAUCAGGGGGGCCAAUCGUAUAUACUACUAUUUCAACCUCGACUAUCAGUUCCACUCAUCCGUUCAUAAAUGGUGCUCAGAACAAGGUGCCUGCAUAUUUGGGCAGUAUUUCUGUCUGUGUCUGUUUAUUGGCUGCAGUGGGGUCUCUUGGAUUAGCUUUCUUGAUAGUACCUCGGCAAGUGGCUCCAUGGACUGGUUUUCUUUUGAUGUAUGAAUGGAUAUUCACAAUCUUCUUUAUACUAUUUGGGGGUUAUCUCAAUCUGAUCUAUCAUUGGGGAAAGAUUAUGACGCCACAAACACCUUCCUCGUUGUCCCAUCCCGAAUCUUCUGAUGAGGAUUCUGGAAAAGGUCAUCAUCGUCAGAUGUCAUCAUGUGAUGCUGCUACGUGGUUCUAUGGUUUAGGGAUGGCCCUCUUGGCCAUUGCUGCUCCCUGUUUGCCUUUUCUAUUUGGGAUCACUGCAUUGUUUUUACGGUUAGGUUUGAUGGUUGUUGGGGGCGUAGUAUUAGUAUCUUUCCUGACAUACUCUUCGGAACAUCUUGCUAUCAGAUCAUUUCUGAGAGGGUUUGAAGAGAGGGAUGUUGCACGCAAUGCAACCUUCUGUUGA